Messenger RNA from Acaulospora colombiana, 1996 nucleotides. The record is from the annotation of a GenBank genome assembly. Lineage: Eukaryota; Fungi; Glomeromycota; Glomeromycetes; Diversisporales; Acaulosporaceae.
AUGGCGAGCAACGAAUCCUCGAAGGAGGAUUUGCGUAGUCACCUACACUCUGUUCAAAAGGAAUUUCAAACUUCAAACCAUACGCCGGAAGUGUUGAUAAAAUUCUUGAACGAACCGUUAGAUUUUCUUGAAAAUGGCAACUCUUGGAAUGGACCUUCCCCCACACCACAACUACAAAGCUUUUUUCUGAAAAAGUUAUACGCAAAACAUUUGAACUUUAUCAUUGAAAAUGUCAUAUACGAGGGAUUUUAUGCUCACACGCGAUCGCUCCAAGAUAAGCUCGUUGCAGAGUAUUUCGUUCCUACGGGAGAGAAGACAGGGCAAAAAGUCAGACGUGCAAGUAUUUCCUUGCGAGUGUUGGUCACACAUUUCUCUCUUUCCGAAGUCGAUCGGCGACAACAGGGUGCUCAUCUGUUGAAGCUUAUUCAGAAACUCUUAAUAUCACUGUUGGAUGCCUAUACCUUCGAGGAUUUGUAUGAAGCGAUAAUGAACAAUGCGGAAACUAGUCAAAGUGAAAAACGCGCGGAAUGGAUGGAAUUCGUGAACCUCAUUUGUUCUUUACCUGAAAGAUCUGCGAAUCUGAUGAUGCUAAGUGAAUAUCAACGGCGUGAUGUUAGACCCCAAGAGGAAACCACAAAUUUAGAUGAUUUUUGGGGAUACCUCCAGAGACGGCCGGGUGAAGAUGAUGAUGACACCCCAAGAUUAGGGAUCUCUGCGGUCUACUCAAAACCCUCAUAUCUUCUUGGUCCGACCCAACGUUUAUCAAACACGGAUCCAUUGCAAACCAGAUUUGUAAACUUGACCAGUGCGAUCCUCAUAAUAUUUGGUUAUCUCCCUAAAGAGACACUGAUCAAGGCAGCAAUUCCCAGGGAAAUCACAUUGGGAGUUACUCAAUGGUUGCAGAGUUCUUCCGAGGGAACGAGGAGAUUGGGAAUGGUCACGGCUGAAAUGCUUUCGAAACUAAUUGAUGAACCGGAAAACGUAUUGAAUUUUGAUAUGGCUUCGGGGGAUGAGGAGAUUGAAUAUUUGAGGAAAUUGGUUGAGGUCAAAGAUGGAAUUGCCGAUUUACAGGUCGCAGAGGAAAAUUUUUUGGAAGAAUCGUACGAAACCGAAGAAUUCCUAGAGGACACGGAACCUAAUAAAGCUGACGAGAAGAUCUUAGAACCACUCGAUACGGAUAUCGAUAGCAACAUAGCCACGAUGGUCAAUGAACAGGAUACAGCGGCAAUGGCAGACUCCGAUGACGACGAUGAUUUCGAACCGUAUCCGAUGGAGGCCGAAAGUGAGAGUGAGGAUGAUGGUGAAGCCAUACCACAGACCAAAGGAAAGAAGGUCUUGGCGCCAGUUUACAUAAUAGAUCUGAUCUCAUACCUGAGAUCUAACGAGGAUCCUGAGAAAAUAGAAAUAGCUAUUAAUAAUGCAGCAAGAUUGAUUAGGAAUAAAAUGGGAUUUGGGAUGGAAUUGGAUGACAACGCGAAGGAACUGGCCGGAAUCCUUCUCAGCCUGCAAGAUAAUUUCAGCUUGAAAGGAUUCGAGGAAAACAGACAGAACGCAUUGACAGCUCUUUCGUGCGGAAGUCCAAAGAUUGUUGUACCGUAUCUUGUCCAACAACUAUUCGAAACCCGAUAUUCACUGUCCGACAAGUUUAUGACACUAUCGGUAUUGUCAUCGGCGGCAAAGGAGUUGGCCGGGAUGCAGACGCAAGAGGAUGUAUCCGAUAAUAAAAAAUAUAUCGAUGAUACUCUUUCCGCGAAAUUUGACGAUCUCAGCGUUUCCACCUUGAAAAUUCCUGCCACGAAUGUUAAGGAAAACCGAUUUUCGCGCAGGCCUCAAUUGGAAUUUUUGCGCACAUAUAAUGUUAGUCUUUCAAAUGAGGCCUUUUACCUUGACUUAAGUGUUCCUUUUAAUAUCUCAUCACCUUCCUGGGUUGACCUGACGAGCAUUGCUUCAAUUCCUUAUUAUAGCGCAUGGGCAACUUCUUCUCUAGGCGGGACAA